AUGAGGAAUGUUACAGUUCCAUUGAUCGUUAUAAGGCACGAUUGGAUGCCCAAGGUUGUACAUAAGAAUAUGGUAUUGAAUAUGAAGAGACUUUUGCUCCUGUCGCUCGUCUUACGUCUGUUCGACCUCUCCUUGCCAUUGCUGCGCCCACAUGAGAAUGCUCUCUUCAUUCGUAAAAGUGAACGUGAAAUUGUUCUUCUACUUUUGUAUGUCGAUGACGUGAUCAUUACUGGAGUUAAUGCUGAUGGUAUCUUUGAUCUCAAGGCGUCCCUUCAUCGUACUUUUGAGAUGAAAGAUCUUGGUUCUCUCAGCUACUUUCUUGGUCUAGAAGUCAUAUCCACCGUUGAUGGCAUCUAUAUCUCUCAAGCCAAAUAUGCUUCAGAUCUUCUUGCUCGAGCCAAACUUACAGAUAGUCGCAUCGAAUCUACUCCUCUUGAGCCCAAUAUUCGAUUUAUUCCUAUGGAUGGCAUUGUUUUGGAUAAUCCUACUCUUUAUCGACAGCUAGUUGGAAAACUCAUCUACUUAACUAUCACCCGACCGGACAUUGCCUACCCGGUUCAUGUUCUUAGCCAGUUUUUAUCGGCUCCUCGUACUACUCACUAUGUAGCAGUUCUUCGCAUUCUUCGCUACAUCAAAGGCACCAUAUUCCAUGGACUUCAUUUUUCUGCCUAUUUAUCUUUAUCCCUUCAGGCGUAUUCAGAUGUUGAUUGGGCUGGUGAUCCCACUGAUUAUCGUUCCACUACUGGUUAUUGUUUGUUUCUUGGAGACUCCCUCAUUUUUUGGCAAGCUAAGAAGCAAACAUUUACUACUUGA
Molecule: messenger RNA, 813 nt
Organism: Arachis duranensis
Lineage: Eukaryota; Viridiplantae; Streptophyta; Magnoliopsida; Fabales; Fabaceae
Exons: 2
Coding region: 1-813 (270 amino acids)
Source: RefSeq, a predicted model, not a curated record